Sebastes umbrosus (honeycomb rockfish) is the source of this 1739-nucleotide messenger RNA. RefSeq names its product patatin-like phospholipase domain-containing protein 2. The coding region runs from base 114 to 1673 and encodes 519 amino acids. Gene Ontology annotation, cellular component: membrane; lipid droplet; cytoplasm. The record is from RefSeq and is a predicted model, not a curated record. The transcript is spliced from 9 exons. Lineage: Eukaryota; Metazoa; Chordata; Actinopteri; Perciformes; Sebastidae. Gene Ontology annotation, molecular function: triacylglycerol lipase activity. Gene Ontology annotation, biological process: positive regulation of triglyceride catabolic process; lipid homeostasis; triglyceride catabolic process.
GUUCCUAAUUAUACAACAGUUGGUUAUCUUGUCACCUUUGGAUGCUGUUUGUGCAGGUGUUUACGAACGUGAUAGUAAUUAUAAAUUUGAACUCUUAGUGGCCCUCUGAGGAAAUGUUUGAUUUGCAGAAAGACUGGAGCAUCUCGUUUGCAGGAUGUGGUUUUAUGGGCAUUUAUUAUGUUGGAGCCAGCAGCUGCAUCCUUGAACGUUUCCCUCGCUUCAUACAAGACGCCUCUAAGAUCUAUGGAGCUUCUGCAGGAGCUCUGAUGGCUGCUGUGCUCGCUGUGGGAAUCCCUCUGGAGAACUGCUGUGCUGAUUUGAUGUUCAUGGCCAAAGAGGGCAGGAAGCACAAACUGGGGCCCCUGCACCCGGCUUACAACCUGGUGCAGAUAGUCCAGGACUCCCUGCGGGGGGGCCUCCCAGAGGACGCCCAUGUUCGAGCCUCUGGGAAGCUCUGUGUGUCCCUGACCAGAGUGUCUGAUGGGAAGAACGUACUCGUGUCUGAGUUUGACAGCAGAGAGGAACUCAUCCAGGUCCUCGUCUGCAGCUGCUUCGUCCCUUUCUACUGCGGUGUGAUCCCACCUACUUACCGUGGAGUGCAUUAUGUGGACGGCGCCGUCAGUGACAACCUGCCUCAGUGUCACCUGAAGAACACCAUCACGUUCUCCGCGUACGCCGGCGAGAGCGACCUCUGCCCCCGAGGGAGCACGCUCAACUUCCACGAGGUGCGCUUCAACAACGUCAGCAUCCAGGUCAACUCGGAGAACAUGUACAGAGUCACCAGCACCUUCUUCCCCCCGCAGCCCGAGGAAAUGGCUGAAAUCUGCAACAAUGGCUACAUAGAUGCUCUCCGCUUCCUACAAGAGAACAAUCUGAUCAGCACCGAGUGUCCUCUGAGGAGUUUGGAGAUGGACGCACCUAAACCUGCUUGUUGUGAGGUGGUGAGGGUGAAGGAGUCGGAUGAAGCUGAAGAGUCCGAUGAGAACACACAACAGGAUGGGACGAAACCACAUCAGGAGGAGCACCGGUGGCUGGAUCCACAGCUCAUAGAAAACCUCCCAGUUAACAUUAAAAAGGCGUUGUGUGAGGCCUGUAGAGAGACGCAUACUGCUGGAGGUCUGUUGUCCCACGUGACCGAGUACCUGCCAAAGGUGACUUCCUACCUGCAGAUCCCCGGUACUCUGCCCGUGGAGUCGGCCUGCUCUCUAGCCCAGAGACUUGUGGACUGGAUCCCAGAUGUACCGAGGGACGUGAGCUGGCUCUACGACAUGGCUGGAGACAUUUACAAACAAGCAUGGAAGGACAAGAUGACGGACUAUGACAGUGAGUCGUCACUGCGCAGAUGUACAAGUCUGCCAUUAGGCCUGAACCUGUGGAGUCAGAGAAAAGAAGACAUAAACGCUCUCCCGGUGACCCCAACAGCCACCCCCACCUCCAGUCUUACCCUCACCUGGGACUCACAUGGGGAGCUGGACCACAUGCCUCUGACUCCACCCCUCACACCCACCGUCAGCUCCAACUCUGGGUUUGGAGAAGCCGCCGCAGAGUCGCCCAAAAGCACAGGUAGAGGCUGGGGUUUGGGCAGAGCUGUGGGGUGGAUCCGAAAUAUUGCAUCCGAGCAAACUUCAAACCUCAAAACGGAUGAGUCGGCGUCCUUUCCUGCAUUCACGUAAAUCUAUUUAAUGUUGCACUGAAAGAAAAGAAAAGAAAAACAAGUAGAAUAAAUAAAUGCAAAAAGA